Notothenia coriiceps (black rockcod) is the source of this 774-nucleotide messenger RNA. Its product is annotated as laminin subunit alpha-1-like. Lineage: Eukaryota; Metazoa; Chordata; Actinopteri; Perciformes; Nototheniidae. The transcript has 2 exons. The annotation marks the transcript as partial. The record is from RefSeq and is a predicted model, not a curated record.
GUGGUGUUCAACGUGAACAACGGGGCGGGGCGAGUGUCGGUGCGUUCGAUUGGCCCCUUGCUGUGUGACGGGCUCUGGCACCACCUGGUGGCGAAGAAGACCAAACACAGCCUGAGUCUGAGCGUUGAUGGGAGGAGCUAUUCCACCCCCAACCCUUACCCACAAUCCACCUCUGCUGAGACCAACAACCCUGUCUACCUGGGCGGAUUCCCAGUGGGUGUGAAGCAGAACUGCCUGUCUGUCAGCUCCAGGUUCUCAGGCUGUCUGAGGAAGCUUCAUCUCAUUAAGUCUCACCUGAAUGACGCUCUGGAGUUAAGCUCCGCCCACUUCCUGUUGGGCGUGAUUCCUAACUCCUGUCCUGUUGCUAAGCAACAUGUAGCUCAGCUCUGAUUGGCCGGCGGACACAACAGUUUUGUUUAAUGAAUUGGCCUUUCCUAAUUCCCGCCCCUUUCCACUCUUUUGUCCAAUCAAAAGCUUAUUUUUUACUUGUACUUCCUACCUUGUGCUACGUCUGGUUGGAGCCAGCUAGCAUAAAGCUAACGCUACAUGAAGAAGAGUUAGCACGAUUAACGUCUAUUAUUGUGGGAAAGUUUGAGAUCUGAGAACAUGAAUAAAAGAUUAAUUAAAGUUAACCAGAAAACAUAAUUGAAUCUGUACUUCUGUGAUAAACGACGUUUAUAUAUCAUUGUUGAUGAAGGCUGUUAAAUGAUGCUGUCCUCCCUCCCUCUGUAACUCUGUUUCUUCAUCAAACAAUAAAAUACAUUCAGACAGGAA